CCCGAUUCCUGCUUUUAUUCCGCACCGCAGCGCCGCUAAAACCCGCCCGGGCGACGUGUGAGCGCCCGCGAGCCCUCGGUGCCGAACGCCGAACAACCGUCGCGGCUCUCGUGUGUUUUCUCCCUUUACGCGCAAAAGCUACUUUGUCCUGCAGAGCGGUUGGCCGGGCGUUAGCUAACCUCAGGGUGCUAGCAGCGUUAGCCUCGUAGCGGCAACCUGGAGGAGUGGGGGGGGGCAGGACAAAAACAACCACAGCCAAACGAACUGUUGAUUGUUUCGCGCGCGCGUGUGUGCGUGUUUGCUCCGACACGGCGGAGGAGAGAAAUAAACUUGCAGACCAGAAACGCCCGAAAACACGAUGAGUGUUGACGUGAAGAAACUGAAGGUGAACGAGCUGAAAGAGGAGCUCCAGCGCCGCGGCCUGGACACCAAAGGCCUGAAGGCGGACCUGGUGGUGAGGCUGAGAUCCGCGCUGGAGGCGGACUCGCCGGAUGAUGCUGCGGAGCCCGGGGAGCAGGCGGGCGACGUCGGCCGGGACUUCCAGGACAACGACGGAGACGAAGAUGGAGAUGAUGCGGAAGAAGAAGCAGAUGCAGUAGAGGAUUUGGAUGAUGAUGAUGAUGAUGGUGGUGAUGAUGAAGAUGCAGAAGAUGGGCGUGUUGAUCCAGUUGAUGGGCGUGUUGAUCCAGAUGAUGGGCCUGCUGAUGCAGAUGAUGGGCGUGUUGAUGCAGAUGAUGGGCGUGUUGAUGCAGAUGAUGGACGUGAUGAUCCAGAAGAUGUGGCUGAUGAUGGAGAUGAUGGGGUUGAUGAUGGAGACGAUGGGGUUGAUGAUGGAGAUCGACUGGCUGAAGCUGACGAUGCUGCCCUUGAAGAGGAAGAUGAGGGAAGAGAUUCAGGCGGUUAUUACGAGGAAGAGGAGGCGGACGGCGAGCCCUACGCAAGUCAACCAGCAUCAGACUCGGGCCACAGCAUGCCUGACUUCACAGCAGAUGUCGAUAUACACAAAGCUGACAAUAUGUCUGAGGAAACGCCUGAACCUGUGCCUGAACCAGAGGGGACAGCUGAGAACAAACCAGAAGUAAAAGUGGAGAUCAAAACCGAAGAGGACACCGAGCCUGUUGGAGACGGACAGCAGGAAAACCAAGAGGCAGAACAGAAACGCGACGAAGAUGACGCUGCUCAGGUCGAAGAAGUCAAAAUGGAAUCCGAUCGAGGCAGAGAGCACAGCCGCAAGAGACCAUAUGAGGAGAGCAGGAGCUACGGCUAUUACGAGCACCGAGAGGACAAGAGAUCUCGCACACCACAACCUCCUGCUGAAGACGAGGAGGAGAUCAUAGAUGACACUCUUGUUACCAUUGACACAUACAACUGUGAUCUGCACUUCAAAGUGUCCAGAGAUCGCUACAGUGGAUACCCAUUGACCAUCGAAGGCUUUGCCUACCUGUGGGCCGGAGCACGCGCUUCCCAUGGCGUCACCCAGGGUCGUGUGUGUUAUGAGAUGAAGAUCAAUGAGGAGAUUCCCGUGAAGCACCUUCCCAGCAGUGAGCCGGAUCCCCAUGUGGUCCGAAUCGGAUGGUCCCUCAACCACUGCAGCACUCAGCUUGGUGAGGAGGCCUUCUCCUAUGGAUACGGAGGAACAGGAAAGAAAUCAGAAGACUGUAAGUUUUCAGACUACGGGGAGAAGUUUGGUGAAAACGACGUCAUCGGCUGUUACAUUGACUUUGACGGCAGUGAAGGGGUGGAGAUGACAUAUUCAAAGAAUGGAGUGGGGUUGGGUGUGGCUUUUCGGACAACCAAGGAGGAGCUGGCAGGUCGUGCCCUGUUCCCUCAUGUGCUGGUGAAGAAUUGUGCUGUUGAGUUCAACUUUGGACAGAAGCCGGAGCCUUACUUCCCCCCACCAGAGGGAUACACCUACAUUCACAAUCUGGGGAUGGAGGACAAAAUCCGAGGCACAAAGGGACCUGCCAGCAAAUCUGACUGCGAGAUUUUGAUGAUGGUUGGCCUCCCUGCCUGUGGAAAGACUACUUGGGCCAUCAAGCAUGCCCAGACCAACCCUGAGAAGAAGUACAACAUUCUGGGCACAAACGCCAUCAUGGACAAGAUGAAGGUCAUGGGCCUACGCCGCCAAAAGAACUACGCCGGCCGCUGGGACAUUCUGAUUCAGCAGGCCACCCAGUGUCUGAACAGGCUGAUCGAGAUCGCCGCCCGCAAGAGACGCAACUACAUCCUUGACCAGACAAAUGUAUAUGGAUCAGCAAGGAGACGAAAAAUGCGUCCUUUUGAAGGUUUUCAACGCAAGGCUAUUGUAAUUUGUCCCACGGACGAGGAUUUAAAAGAACGAACAUUAAAGCAAACCAAUGAGCAGGGGAAGGAUGUGCCCGAUCAUGCUGUUUUAGAAAUGAAAGCCAACUUUACUCUCCCUGAGGCUUGCGACUUCCUGGAGGCGGUGACGCACAUUGAGCUGCCGCAAGAGGAGGCUGAAAAGCUGCUGAAGCAGUACAAUGAGGAGGGCCGCAAGGCUGGCCCGCCCCCUGAAAAACGCUUCGACAACAGGCAGGGUGGGUUCCGCGGCCGUGGCGCCAGUGGCGGUAGCUUCCAGCGGUAUGAUAACCGUGAAGGAUCCCGCGGCAGCUACCAGAACCGCAGUGGAGAUGGAGGCAGUGGCUACAGAGGAAGCUACAACCGUGGCAGCUAUAACCAAAGUCGUUGGGGCAACCGCGACGGAGCGUCUGAUUCACGCAGUGGAUACAGCCGCAGCCAGCCGUCGGGAGCAAGCUACAAUCGCCCGGCUCCUUACAAGGGGGGAGGAUACAGCCAGGGCUACAGCCAGAGCUACAGUCCAGGGUACAGCCAAGGCAGCUACAACCAGAAUUACUACGGCAACUACAGUCAGUACCCAGGAUACAGCCAGAGCUACAGCCAGACACCGACCACUGCACAGACCUACAACCACCACCAGCAACAGCCACAGCAGCAGCAAGCGCAGCAGCAGCCACAGCCACAGCAGCAGCAAACACAGAGCUACAACCAGCAAUAUCAGCAGUAUGCUCAGCAGUGGCAGCAGUACUACCAGAACCAGAACCAGUGGAACCAGUACUACAGCCAGUACGGCAGCUACCCUGGACAGGGCAGCCACGGCUCCUCCUCUGGUUCCCAGUAGCUUUGCCCCUCAUCUGUACCUGCAUCCACCUGUGUCCUAAACACCUCCGACCUCUGCGGCAAAUUGAUUUUUGUACAGUUCCACAUAAAGUCACCACCCAUAACUGUGUCUGUGUGGUUUAACACAGUAUCAUGCAUUAUUCACAGAUCAGUAUACAGUUUAAUGUCUCUGCAUUUAUCUUUUGUUUUUACUGAAUUGUCUUACUCUGAGCAGGGACUGUGAGGUGGUAGAUGAUAGGUAUCAAACAUUUAAUGAAUGUUAUCUAUUAUGCAUUGAAUGUGGACGUCUGUUGAACUUCAAACCCCCAUUUUCUACAGGUUGAAGAGGUGAUAGUUUAUUUCAAGGAGGCAUAGAGUGAAAAAGUGACAGGGCAGGAAAACGCAGCGAACCCUGAAUAACUUCGUGUAUUGAGAAGCUUAACAAAAGAACAAAAUUGCAUGCUUUUUACCAUCAAGACCCCCUCUCCCCUCUCCUUUGUCUUGCUUUUUAAUUUUCAGUUACCAAAUGAGAACAUUUUAUUUUUCUCUGAUAGAAUUCAAACCAUUGUGGAACAUUUUUUUAUAGGUGUUGAUACUGUAGUAUUUAAACAUUAAUCCCAUCUCUGAUUGAGAAGAUCUUGCCACUUAUUGUUGAGUAGUUGUAUGUGCAUUUUUUUUUUUUUAUCACUUUGUGAUUGCUGUUCAUUGAAUCCAGUAGUUUAAUCCUGUUUUGUCAAACCCACUUUUUUCUACCUGAAAAUGAAAACCUGAUAUUGACAAGUUACCCAAAUUGUCUUUUUGUCUUUAUACAAUAAAUGCAAUUGUAUGCGCCUGUAAA
Messenger RNA from Hippoglossus stenolepis (Pacific halibut), 3976 nucleotides. RefSeq names its product heterogeneous nuclear ribonucleoprotein U-like 1 (gene hnrnpul1). The transcript is spliced from 16 exons. Gene Ontology annotation, molecular function: protein binding. The record is from RefSeq and is a predicted model, not a curated record. The coding region runs from base 359 to 3160 and encodes 933 amino acids. NCBI's taxonomy places the organism in Eukaryota, Metazoa, Chordata, Actinopteri, Pleuronectiformes, Pleuronectidae.